AAUAUCUAUUCGCGAGCUGCAGUACUGCUCAACUCCGCACGAGGCGCUGCGCGCUACUUCUUCCUGUCAACAUGGCGGCUGUGAUGGAUCUGUGGGGUCAUUGCUAAGAUUGUGGAGCCGACAAGCCCGGUGUAUCGGCUCCAUCUGCGGCCAGAGCGCCUGACUUCAGCCGGCACACCCUCCAUCUUCUCACCACCAACACCACGGCCCGGAGUUCUACAUUUGUCUGUUAGGAGCGCUGCUGACAAACUUCAGGAAUGUUGAUUAAGGAAUAUCGGAUUCCGCUUCCCCUCAGUGUGGAGGAGUAUCGCAUUGCACAGCUGUAUAUGAUACAGAAAAAGUCCCGUGACGAGAGUCAAGGGGAGGGGAACGGAGUCGAGAUCCUGGUUAACGAGCCAUAUACAGAUGGGCCGGGGGGCAGUGGGCAAUACACGCGGAAAGUCUACCAUAUAGGAACACACAUCCCAGGCUGGUUUAGGUCGAUACUCCCGAAGGCUGCCCUACGUGUUGAGGAGGAGGCCUGGAAUGCCUACCCUUACACCAGGACCAGAUAUACGUGUCCCUUCAUCGAGAAGUUUUAUCUGGAGAUCGAGACGAAAUACUGCGCAGAUGGAGGAAUUCAGGACAACGUUUUUAACUUGAGCGGAACUGAGAAAAGGAAUAGGAUAGUAGACAUGAUAGACGUGGUGAAAGACGAUCUGCCUGCCCAUGACUACAAGCUGGAGGAGGACCCAGCGUUGUACAAGUCUGUCAAAACCGGGCGGGGCCCGCUCGGACAGGACUGGAAACAGAGAUGUCAGGACUCCCCAGCUCAGGACAUCAUGUGCUCCUACAAACUGUGUAAGGUGGAGUUCCGCUACUGGGGCAUGCAGAACAAGAUCGAGAAGUUCAUCCACGAUGUCGCCCUAAGGAAGACCAUGCUGCAGGCCCACAGACAGGCCUGGUGCUGGCAGGACGAGUGGGAGGGGCUGGAGAUCGACGACAUCCGCAGACUGGAGAAGGAGACACAGCUGGCGCUGGCCCACAAGAUGCACCGGCAGGACAGCAGUAACAGCAUGGACAGCACGGUCUCGGAGAGAGAUGUACAAACCAGUCCUGCUGCUCCUCCUGCUUCCCUCCAUACUACAGAGGAGGAGACAGACUUCCAGCCUGCAGACCAGGACAAGUCUGAAACAUCUCGGGCCAACCCUCCAAUCAGCAGCGCUAAUGGAGUUGAAACAAGAAACUUUUACGAGUGGAGAUUCCAGAGCAUCAUGCGGGACUCGGAGAACUCCAGCUCGGAUGAGGAGUUUUUUGAUGCCCAAGAUGUUCUGGAUGAAACUCUCCUGACCAAGUGGAGUUCAGAGGAGAUGGUUGCCAUGGAGAUGGUUGCUAUGCAACCAGAAACACCUGAUAAACAACAGGACAAGGAUGACUUUAUUGAGAUGAGAGAGGGACCCAGGGAGCAUGCUGGGAUACCGUCUCCCCGGCUGGAACAGCGACAGAGAUUACCCACAAACCUCCAGUCCUCGUCACAAGCCGGCGGACCGUGCGGCCUGCUAGUUCUGGUUCUCCAUGGAGGCAGCCUGCUGGACCAGGGCUCCUCCAUCCUGGGCUCUAAGCAGUCGGACAUCACCAUAGUAACAGUAACCAUAGUAGCAGUAACCAUAGCGACCCUGUUUCCUGUUCUCCAUGGAGGCAGCCUGCUGGACCAAGGUUCCUCCAUCCUGGGCUCUAAGCAGUCAGACAUCAGCACCUUCCACUCCACGUUUGAGUCGGUGAUCCAGGCGCACUUCCCCUCCAUGGCAGGCCAGGUCUCCGUCCAGCUGGUGGCCUGUCCGCGGGCAUGUGUGGAGGCGCUGUCUCUGCUGACAAGUGUGAGCCCCUUCAGUACCGAGGCGGCCUCCCCCCACAGCAAGACUCGCCUGCUGAGUAAGGAACACCUGCCCAUCGGCGCUGUUUGUUUGUUUGUUUGUUUGUUUAGUGUGAGCCCCUUCAGUACCGAGGCGGCCUCCCCCCACAGCAAGACUCGCCUGCUGAGUAAGGAACACCUGCCCAUCGGCGCUGUUUGUUUGUUUGUUUGUUUGUUUAGUGUGAGCCCCUUCAGUACCGAGGCGGCCUCCCCCCACAGUAAGACUCGCCUGCUGAGUAAGGAACAUCUGCCCAUCGGCGCUGUUUGUUUGUUUGUUUGUUUGUUUAGUGUGAGCCCCUUCAGUACCGAGGCGGCCUCCCCCCACAGUAAGACUCGCCUGCUGAGUAAGGAACAUCUGCCCAUCGGCGCUGUUUGUUUGUUUGUUUGUUUGUUUAGUGUGAGCCCCUUCAGUACCGAGGCGGCCUCCCCCCACAGUAAGACUCGCCUGCUGAGUAAGGAACACCUGCCCAUCGGCGCUGUUUGUUUGUUUGUUUGUUUGUUUGUUUAUAUAAGCCCCUUCAGUACCGAGGCGGCCUCCCCGCACAGCAAGACCCGCCUGCUGAGUAAGGAACACCUGCCCAUCGGUGCUUAUAAGCCCCUUCAGUACCGAGGCGGCCUCCCCGCACAGCAAGACCCGGUUGCUGAUAUAAGCCCCUUCAGUACCGAGGCGGGCUCCCCGCACAGCAAGACCCGCCUGCUGAGUAAGGAACACCUGCCCAUCGGAACACCUGCCCAUUGGUGCUGUUUGUUUGUUUGUUUGUUUAGUGUAAGCCCCUUCAGUACGGAAGCUGCGUCUCCCCACAGCAAGACUCGCCUGCUGAGUAAGGAACACCUGCCCAUCGGCGCCGUGCCUCUCCUGUCGGCCGCCAGCACAGACUUCCCCGAGCACGUCGCCACAGUCAUCGCCCGGGGCAACCAGGUGUACCAGGACUUCCUGAGCUCACCUGAGGGGAGCGGCUUCUGACCAUAGUCCAUAUACACCAGGAAUCGGACACGGGAUGGACAUGGAUACAGGGUCCAGUUUGGAGGACAGUUUGGCCGAGUCGGACCGAGGCGCGGACGGGGAACUCUCGUCUCCGAGCUGGCGCCACAGGAGCAGGUUUCCCAGCAGCCCCUCUGGUCAGGACUCGGACGGCUCCAGGGGGCAGUUCCAUCUGUCGUACAACAGUCCUGACAUUCCCGCGCCAGGAGACCAUCCGCUGAAGUUUGAGUUUGAAGUCGGGGAUUUCUUCCUGUUCGGAUGUCCGCUCAGCCUCAUCCUCAUCAUGCGCCAGCUGACGGCAGGGAGCGACAAGAAAGUCUGCCUGGCACAACCGGCCUGUAACCAGGUGUACAACAUGUUCCACCUGACGGACCCGCUGGCCGCCCGGUUGGAGCCGCUGCUUCAGGACCAGUUCUCCCAGAUCGCGCCGGUCUCCGUCUCCAGAUAUCACAAGUUUCCUCUGGGCGACGGCAGCACCAACUUGCUGGUGGACGCGGUUCAGAGCCACCCCAGCCUGUUCAUGUCCACGCUGCCACUGCAGCCGGAGGAGCGACGACCGAGCGAAGCGAGCGUCUCAAGUCAGACGUCUCAGACAUCUGGGCAGGGGGACGCUAUCCACUACCUGGCUAGUGUCACAAACCGAUGGUGGGGUGCGAAGCGGAUUGACUACGCGCUGUACUGUCCGGAGGCGCUGACAGCGUUCCCCUCCAUGACUCUGCCGUACCUGUUCCAUGCUAGCUACUGGGAGUCCACUGAUGUCAUCGCUUUUAUACUCAGACAGGUUGUGCGAGUGGAGAAUGUGAGCAUCCACAUCGGGGAUGGGAAGGAGGUGGCCCUGUUCAGCCCCACCCAGCCCAGGGAGAGGUGGCUCAAGAGGCGCACGGCUGUCAAAAUUAAGAACAUGACAGCCAAUCACAGGGCAGCCGACAGCGUGACGCUGCAGAACACCAGCCAAUCGUUGACCGCCAGGUUCAUGUACGGGCCGCUGGACAUGGUCGCGCUCACAGGAGAGAAGGUUGAUGUGUACAUCAUGCUGAAGCCCCCCGCGGGAGAGUGGGUACAUUUCGACACCGCGGUGACGAACAACCACGGCCGGAUCAACUACGUGGUCCCUCAGGAGCGCAUGCUGGGCUGCGGCAUCUAUCCCGUCAAGAUGAUUGUCAGAGGAGACCACACCUCAGCAGACAGUUUCCUGACAGUUAUCCUCCCCAAGACGGAGUGUGUCGUCUUCAGCAUCGACGGAUCCUUCACAGCCAGUGUCUCGAUCAUGGGGAAGGACCCGAAAGUACGCGCUGGGGCGGUCGACGUGGUCAGACACUGGCAGGAACUGGGCUAUCUCAUCGUGUACGUGACAGGGCGCCCGGACAUGCAGAAACACCAGGUGGUUUCGUGGCUGGCGCAGCACAACUUCCCGCACGGCGUCGUGUCGUUCUGCGACGGGCUAUCCCAUGAUCCUCUCAGGCAGAAAGCUAACUACCUCAGGAACCUCGUGCAAGAGGUGGAGAUCGUAAUCCACGCGGCGUACGGUUCGGUUAAGGACAUUCCCGUCUACACGUCCCUCGGGCUGGAGAGUUCCCGCCUCUUCAUCGUGGGGAGACCCAACAAGAAGAACCAACACCAGGCACAGUUUAUAAACGAGGGCUACGCGGUUCACCUGAGCCACCUGCUGCACCAGCCCGCCAGCCUGCCAGCCAAGGGCGGCGCGGCCAUGGUCCUGCACAAGGGAUGCUUCGGGCUGCCCGGACAGGCUAAGGGCAUGAUCCGACCAAUGGCAGGCCGGCAGGCGGCCAUCCCGCCAGGCACCGCAGCAGCGCCCUCUAGUCAGUGAUGUCAGAACUGCACCUAGCCAUGCAGGAGGCUGUGUUGUCAUGCGUGCGAGUGUGCAUGUGUGUGUGUGCGUGUGUGUGUGUGCGCGCGCAUGUGUGUGUGCUAGAGAGAGUGCUUGUGAGUGUUUUUACUUGUACAAUGUAUUCAUGUGUAUGCAGGUGUGUUUGUGUGAGAGUUUGUUAUGAGGAAAACUCAUUACCCAAGACAGCUCAGAUUUCCAUGACGCUUUAUUUGUGUGUAUAGACAAUGGUCUAGGACAGAAGUGAACAAAUUUUGCUACAUAUUGCAGUCAUAUUAGGCUUUUAAUCUUUGAUGAGACAUGAUCAAAAUGCCAAGUAGCCAACCAGGCACUGGGCUGGCUAGUUUUCCUUAUCAUACGAUUUCAUCAUGUAGACAGAAGAAUGCUGAAUGCUCUUGGAUGGCUCCAGGUAGUUAGAUAGAGACGUUGUGUCUUCAUGAAGACAAAAAUUUUGUGAAUCACAAGGAUAGGAAGGGAGAAAUCUGCCAUCAUCAGGCUGCAAUCACAGUGCCAAAUGGAUGUGAAGAAACUUUCUUUGGAAAAGUUUUUGCCAAGUCAUGCACACAUAAAGUCAUGUGAGGUCAAGUUCAUGCAGGGUCAUGUCAGGUCAAGUUCAUGCAGGGUCAUGGCAGGUCAAGUACAUGCAAGGUCAUGGCAGGUCAAGUACAUGCAAGGUCAUGGCAGGUCAAGUACAUGCAAGGUCAUGGCAGGUCAAGUACACAAAAUCGUGUCUUCUCAAAAGAAAAUUGCAGCUAUGCCACUUUGCCUAAAUUCCGUUUGUAUUUCUCACUUUUAUUUUUGUACAUGACGUGUUGAGCCAUAAAGUUGAAUGUGUAAUAAUUGUUUAUUACUGAUGCAGUGCAAAACCUCUAUUAUGUGUGUUUUUUGCUUCGUAAUUUCAUGAGUACCUGUACGUGUAUUAUUAUUGUUCUUUUUUAUUGUGUGUUCUGUAGCCAGGGUAGCCCAGGGUAACCACACUGCUUUACAGUGGGUCCUGGGUGUAGACAUAUCAUGUGGAUGAAACAUAUCAGUUGUAGCAUUACAUUGUAAUUAAGCUGAUUGGCAUGUUCCUUACUGAUAGAUGUAUCCCACACAUGUAGGGCCACCAGUCUAUAUAUGUAGGGCCUCCAUAUGAAUGAUAUGGCAUGCUUGUACACUGCCAUAACCUUAUGCAUGAGAGACUAGAUCAACAAUUUCAGUAUGUGCCUAUUUAUAUUAUUUCUUGUCAGUGUUUAUAUUAAUUUCUUUUGUUGCACUGUCAAGCCAAGUUAAUAAAACCACCGUUGCAAUGUUUAUUUCUUUGUUCAUCGUUCGAAGCUUUUAAGUUGUGACUGUUAUUAGUGUAUCUGUUACAUGAUAUGCGCUCUUCUGUGAAAACAUUUAGUGUAAUAUUUAAAACAUGUAACAAUUUUAGGGGUCAGAAUCUAUGAUGAAAUAAUCUUUUCAAAGGCACCAUUGAAUUAAUCAUAUGUUUGUCCUCAGCUGAAGAUGACUUUAUUAUGCUGAAGUGUGAAGUUCUGUUGUAAUCUGUGUCAGUUUCUGUAUUUUCUGGAUAACAAAAUGUGAUCAUCUUAACGGCACGUUAACUUGUUGGUUCCAAGAGUUAAAGAAAAGUAAUGCCAAACAGGGAAAUCAACGUGGAAACAGAGUCUGAGAGGAUUUAAAAGCCUGUACCUAAGUUGGUACACACAGUGUCAGGGAGUGGAUGUUGUCAAAUGUAAGCCACCCCCCCCCCCCACACCCAACCAGAGUUUCACCUUCAGUGAAAUUUUAAAAGGAAAAUGGCCAUAAACCCAACUGGUGUGGCCUAUAGAAUAUGUCAUGUAAUUGUGCUUGUACAAUGUAGGUGAAAGUUGGCAUUCACAGGUUCUGGUGAAAGUUGCCUAACUAAUUAAUGUAGGCUCAGGUGAAAUUUGCCUAACUAGUGUACAUGGCUGUUGGUGAUGUUGAUGUUAUUGGGUAUUGUUGAACAUUGUCUUUUGGAGUGGAAUCAUGUAAAUGUCUUUUAGCCCUGGGUGUAUUUUCAAAUCGUAACACCCAACUGAGAUGAAGUGUCUAAAUUGUAUGCUGCAUUUGUGUAGGAAAACAACAAAUAUAUGCAUUAUACAUAUAUAUAAUAUAUAUAUAUAUUAGAACAGAAACAUUUAUGUGAUAUUAUAUACAUAAUAUUAUAUUAGAUAUAUGUAAAAGUAUCUGUGUUUGUUAAAGUAUCUUAUUGUAACAAAGUAUUUGCACUCAAUUCAUGUGUAUGUCUGUUCUCCUGAGAUAAUAGUUUGAAUCUUAAUUUGUUAAAACACAGUAAGAAGAAUGGAGAUGUGAAACUGUAUGUUAUUGGCCAUUGUCGAUGUAAUAUCUUUACUGUUGUUUUAUAUGGCGCACAGUAUCGUGUGGAUACGUCUGAGGUUUUAAAAAGAAUGAUGCUAAGCCAUCCUCCUACGCAGGGACAUCCAACGGCGAAAUUGCCUGUCUGGAUGUACCCUGCUUUCUCAACCGUCACCCUUAGUUCCUGUGGGCAUCCCCCCAAACCAGCUGCCAGCCAAUCAG
Branchiostoma floridae (Florida lancelet) is the source of this 7263-nucleotide messenger RNA. Its product is annotated as membrane-associated phosphatidylinositol transfer protein 1-like. Lineage: Eukaryota; Metazoa; Chordata; Leptocardii; Amphioxiformes; Branchiostomatidae. Gene Ontology annotation, cellular component: cytoplasm. Gene Ontology annotation, molecular function: phosphatidylinositol binding; phosphatidylcholine intramembrane carrier activity; phosphatidylcholine binding. Gene Ontology annotation, biological process: phospholipid transport. The record is from RefSeq and is a predicted model, not a curated record.